This is a messenger RNA of Penicillium argentinense, 2055 nucleotides long. Its product is annotated as ASCC2 family CUE domain-containing protein. The transcript has a single exon. NCBI's taxonomy places the organism in Eukaryota, Fungi, Ascomycota, Eurotiomycetes, Eurotiales, Aspergillaceae. Gene Ontology annotation, molecular function: ubiquitin binding. Bases 1 to 2055 code for a protein of 684 amino acids. The record is from RefSeq and is a predicted model, not a curated record.
AUGGCGAACUUUCCGGGAAUGGCCUCUGUGCCUCUCCCCGCAGUGCAGAGUCGCAUUCCAUCAGACGACUGGGAGGCCUUUCUCGAUGCAUGGAUCACACUGCUAGGUAUUCGCUUGAAUGUUUCAGACAAAGAAUUCCAGGAAACUGCCGAGGAUGACCCUUCCGGUGUGGCUUUCCUGAAUAGUUUCUACGAGCAAGCCGCCAGUGGGACCCCGUGUCUACAACAUGGACCCAAAGGACUAACCCUGCGCAAGCUGUCCUUCUUGGCUACCCGACGCUACAUCCUCGAUCUGCGAAAACCCCCAGAAAGCCUCUUGCAUUGGAAAUUUCUGGGCAAUUUAUCUUGCUGCUAUCCGUCCAGCACCGCAUUGAAAACGCUUUUAUCAAGUGCCUGGGAUCGGCAUUCCGAUAGGAUAUUAUCAAGUAUGGAAGAGGCAAAGGCCAUGGUGAUUGAGAAAGUAUCAACAGGCAUGCCAAGUCAUGGAUCCAAAACUUUUGUGGAGCUUCGAUGGUUGACUAUCCUGGCCUCGGUUUUGCCACAAUGUGGACAGAUCCUCAUGGCUGGAACCGACUACCUGGACACAAUGACAGAAACAUAUCAAAAACAAUCAAGUCGAGAAGACAUUCACAAGGCGUUCACUGCCAACGUCUAUGUUGGACUGGUCUCUCUACUCAAAGCGCCACCUAACCUAUCCCUCCUACUGGAUCAGCUCUUCAGCCUCAAAGCUAGCGCAGGCGUGGGGACGCCCCAAAUGAUAAAGGAGAAAACACUUCUAUCCGAUCUAGUCUGCAGCUCAGACCUGCUCCUGAGAUUAGAGAAAUAUCUUGCAGCCCACCCCCAAAAACGAGGACAGGAUCUAUUGACCAGCCUGCGCGCAUAUCAAAUGGAAACGAAAUUUCUCCACAGCCGGUAUCAAAGACGCAGGAAGGUCGACAAAGGCAAGGGCCCAUCAUCAGACCUUCAAAUACCCGACGUGCACCACGCGCACAAGAUGUCUCUGGUUUCUCAAGUACAAGACCUCUUCCCGGACCUAGGCUCCGCCUUCGUCGUAAGGCUUCUCGACGUCUACGGCGAUAACCCGGAAACAGUCGUCGCUCACUUACUCGAUGACUCACUCCCGCCAGAAAUCCAAGCUCUCGACAGAACCGAACAACUCCCUGAAACAGCAGAGCCCCAACACGACCACCUGGCACCCAAGCCAACACCACCUCGGCAACCCUCACCACCGCCAGCUCGCAAGAAUGUAUUCGACACGGACGUCGAUAUCGCCGAGCUCAGUCUGUCGGACAAUGCAAAGGGCAAACUUCGUUUUGGCCGUGCAGACCCUGACCUUACCGCCGACGAAGUCCUCGCGGACCGCAGUCAACACGCCGUGAAUAAAGCAGCUAUUCUCUCGGCCCUGGCGAAUUUCGAUUCGGACGACGAUGAGCGCGACGACACAUACGAUGUCGCUGAUGUGGGCGGUACCGUUGAUGCAGCCACAGCCGGCACAGAUGCAGACGCGGAUGCCGAAGCAAAGAAUAAGCGGAUGGCAGCAGACCAGCUUGAUAUGACUCUCUUCCGCGCUUACAAGUCCAACGCCGCGCUAUUCAAUCGCGACUCGGCUACUCGCCGCUCGCAGCCUCGCGCGUCGCUGAAACGCGAGACGAACAUGACAGACGAGGCUAUUGAAGGCUGGGCAGUAAUGCUAUCGCGGGAUUCAAGGCGCCUUGCUAGGCUUGAGGACCGACUUGCUGUUGAUGCCGAUGGAGUCGGCAGUGGGGCAUUGAACCAGCCGGAGCUUGCUUCGACGUCAUAUAGAAGGCCUCAGGCAGCUGGUAGUGACGAGGAGUCUGCAGAUGAAAGCUCUGGGGCUCGUGGAGGCCGGGGUAGAGGACGCGGAGGACAUGGACGUGGACGGGGGAGAGGUGGUAGAGGUGGCCGCCCCCCUCAAGAUCCGAAUACGCCGCAGGCGCAUCAGAAGAAGGAGCAGAAUAAGGCUAGCAGGGCGAAUCAUAACCGCCGACAGCAGCGGGCCAAAAAGAUUGCGCGUGGGGGUGGUUUGCCUGGCUGA